AAAGUCAGAAACACAAACAGCAUCUCAGAAAGAGAGGGAAAUAACAAGUUUGAGUUUCGCUUCUGGUCGUAAUCAACACUCAACUCUUGAAGAGGAUCCCGCGCCUGUCAGUUGCCACCUAGCUCCCUAGCUCUAACCGAAACCUCCACUCCCUAGUGCACCGACCCCAUCUCUCUCUCUCUCUCUCUAUCCAUCUAUCUUUCUCCUCUCUGUGAAUGUUAAUGGAAGCUGGGACUCUAGUCUUAUCCAGCUAGAGUAUAGAGCCUCCAAAAACCUAGGUUUCUUUCUCCAUUAGGUCAAAUUCUCUGCCAUUAAAUCAUUUGUUACGUUUUCAUUGGUGUGCUGAUGGCAAUUGAUCAGAACUCUAUACCGAAGGAUCUCCGGCCAUUGAACGUAUCUCGGACGGUUGCCGAAGAGCCUCGCAUUGCUGCUACUUUGGCGGCAGGGAGGAACGUCGAGGGAUAUUUGCCGAAUUCGAUUCGUGACGUUGGUAGCCCUAGGUAUAGACCACAGCCGCCGCCGCCUUAUUAUCCGGCGACGGUUUCCGAAACCGGAUAUGUAGGUUUAGGGUUUGGCUAUCCGGCGAAUCCAGGGAUGGCUUUGUUUCCUCGUCCACCUGUACCGGUUGGUAGCGGCACUGCUGUCACGAGUGCAUAUGCUGAAUUCUCCAAUGUUGGGAGCCGGGUGGGAGGUAAUGCGGCGGAGCAGGCGAGUGAGGAGGGCGGGGAGGAGUCGGUUUCGGGGAAGAAAGUUAAGUUCUUGUGCAGUUUUGGAGGCAAGAUUUUGCCGAGACCCAGUGAUGGGAUGUUGAGAUAUGUCGGAGGCCAGACUAGAAUCAUUGCUGUGAGGAAAGAUGCUAGUUUUCAAGAGCUGGUGCAGAAGAUGACGGACACCUACGGUCAACCUGUGCACAUCAAAUAUCAACUCCCUGAUGAGGAUCUUGAUGCUCUUGUAUCGGUUUCUUGUCCGGAAGAUCUUGAGAACAUGAUGGAGGAGUAUGAGAAGCUCGUUGAAAACUCUUCAGAUGGAUCCGCGAAGCUUCGGGUGUUUCUGUUCUCUGCCUCUGAACUCGACUCGUCUGGUCUUGUGCAUUUUGGUGAUUUGCAGGAUGGCGGGCAGAGGUAUGUGGAUGCUGUGAAUGGAAUUCGCGACGGUGUUGGGGGUGGGAUUACAAGAAAAGAGAGUACAGCUAGUGCAGCGUCCACACAGAAUUCUGAUAGUUUGAUAAGUGGGGGUGAUGCCGCCGAUAGUUUCGGUCCCGGUCACGGGGAUGGUGGUGGGCCAUUCUCCCCGGGCGUGCUAUCUCCUCGAGCUGUUGCUACUUCUCAGGAUGCCGCCACAAGAUUGUUGUACAGCGGUCCAAAUCCUGUUAUUUAUACUGAUGCUUCCGCAGUGCCUUUGGGUCAUCCUCCAGUCACGACGGUUCCACUUCAGUCUUCUAGACCGGAGUUUGAGUUACAAAGACAGAUGCCUUCUAUGGGGCAGCAGCAUCAGGUAUUGGGGUAUGAUUUGCAGCAACCUUCUGGAAUGGAAAUUCAACCCUCUGCCGCUUAUGUUCAUGCUUACGUCGAUCCUCACCAGGAAGCCUUCAAUCGUGUGGAUCAUCCACAACUGCCUCCCCAAAUUGGCUAUACAAAUCCUCAGAUGUUGGGUAUUGCAGGGUCAGCCAGCAGGCUUGCUGAUCACCCACAACAGGUCCGGGAUAAUGCAUCUGGUGUUCCUUCUCAUCAGUUUAUUCCUGCAGUAAAUAUGACAAUGGCUUCCUCAUCUCCUUAUGUUAAUACAAAACAGAACGGAAUGCAACAAUUUGUGCAACCUCAGCAAACACGAGUGGAGCCUUAUCCAGAAGAGAAUUCAGCUAGGCAUAAGGUAUUUCAGGUUCCCGUUGAUCAGAAUUAUAAAGCUUAUCAGGCUCAUCUACAUCCUCCCCAGGCCUCAGUCCAAUUGCAGGCGGGAGUUUAUGGUUGGCAUCAGGUACCACCUACAGAUCAUGUGGUGUUCUCUGAAGGUUGGGUACCUCAUCAACAGGGAAGCUUUCCUGACAAUGUUUUGAGACCGGACAUGUGCCAAACAUCGUUGCCCCAUGUACAUUCGGACACUUUGAUACAGCAGUGCAGGAAUGGCUCUGCGAGUACUGUUUCUCACUCGAAUGUGGUUUUUCACAGUCUCCACUCAGAGGACAAUAUGAGGCCUGGGCCAACAGACAGAGCAACAGAAACUGGAAUAUUGGGGGAGGGCAAGGCUGAACACCAAGGAAAUGGGAUUCGGCCAAGAGUUGUGGGACAUUUGGAUCCUGAGGUGCCCACACCUCCACAAGGAAUACCUCGAUUUGCUCAGAAUCUAGAGAGCCAACAUGAUAAUGGGAGGAUUCUAGUCCAAAAACUGGGCAACCCUGAUAAUCUUAAGACGUUAUUUCCCUCUGGUUUGAUGGGAUUCCCAGGUGAUUUACAGUCUUGUGGUGUAAUUCCUGGUAAUAUCCCUCAGUCCCGCCAAGAAGAUCUUCUGCAGCAGCCUUCAGUGCCACUCCAACAUCAAGUUAAACAAGAAACUUUGAUGAACAAACCGGCUGGUACUAAUGUUCCUCCUGUGAGAGUUGUGUCUUACGAAACUUCACAACCCUUGGUUCAUGAAUCUGUCGCAGAAUACUCUGGUAAGCUUCCUGGCCUUGUCCCAAAAGAAGACAAAUCAGACUCUUGCAUUUCAUAUGACCAUCUUAGAACAAUUGACACAAAAAUGGAAGCAAUUCAUAUAAGUCCACCUGAGGUUUCUGGCUACAAAGAGCAAAGUAGAUUACCCUUUGAUAGACCUAAAGUUGGAGGGAAGGAAAUGUUUGUUACUAGUGACUUUACCAAAACUGGAAUUGCUUCUGAUGGGAAUCAUAUUAAGACAAUUGAAAAGCUUCCGGUUUCCUCCUUGGAGGUUGUGUACACACAUAAUAUUCAACCUGUAGGGCUGACUCAAGUAGCACCACAUCCUACAGUGGGUCAUUUGGGACCACAAAGACAUCUAAAGAAUGGAAAUCCACAUGUGGCUUCUGAUGAAAUAUGGCAUGGUAAGCCUGCAUUCUCAGGCAUUGAUUCAUCCCAUGCCACAGAUAGGAUCUCACCUGUUUGUGAAUGGAAGGAUGGAGCUUCAUGGUUCCAGUCAGGGAUGGUCCCUAAUGAUGCAGUAUUUGGCCCUUCAAGUGGUAAUGCCUCGUCUGCUUUUUCUCCACCCAGUGGGGUGGUUGGGGAUAAUUGGGAUUGUGCUUCCUCCAACUCACUUUUCAGCAACCAGGAUCCAUGGAGUUUGCGACAUGAUUCACAAUUCCCACCUCCAAGACCCGUCAAGGUGCUGACAAGCAAAGAAGCCUUAGUCAAAAGGGAUGGUAGUGGACAUUCAGGUGCAAAAAUGCAAUUUGAGGAAGCAGUUCUUCACCAGCCAUCAGGGAAUCUGAACAAGGAUUUGGGCUCUGAACAACUUCGGUCGGCCAAAGUUGAGAAAUCUUUUGGUGCAGCCGAUGAACAUAUCAAGCAGGAACUUCAGGCUGUUUCCGAAGGUGUUGGUGCUUUUGUUCUUCAGUCAUCUAUACCUUCUAAUCCUGACUUUUCUGCCCAUGAGAUGAAUCAAUCAACUUCUGAAGCCAACAGAGACAGAGAAGUUCAAGAUAAUGAUGGUGAAGGGCAGAAUAGAUCCAAAAUUGAGGACAUCAAGACCAAAUUACCAGAUAAGACAUAUCUUGGUUUUCCAAUUUCAGAUGGAAUUGGUCGCUUGCAGAUAAUCAAGAACAGUGACCUUGAAGAAUUGAGAGAACUAGGUUCUGGCACCUUUGGUACUGUGUAUCAUGGAAAAUGGAGAGGUUCUGAUGUUGCCAUCAAGAGAAUCAAUGAUAGAUGCUUUGCUGGGAAACCAUCAGAGGAAGAACGCAUGAGACAUGAUUUUUGGAAUGAGGCAAUCAAGCUUGCCGACUUGCACCAUCCAAAUGUGUUGGCUUUCUAUGGUGUUGUGCUGGAUGGCCCUGAGGGCUCUGUUGCAACAGUAACAGAAUACAUGGUUAAUGGAUCAUUGAGAAAUGCUUUGCAAAAGAGUGAUAAGACCCUUGACAAGCGUAAACGCCUCUUAAUUGCAAUGGAUGUUGCCUUUGGGAUGGAGUACCUGCAUGCCAAGAAUAUUGUUCACUUUGACUUAAAGAGUGACAACCUACUUGUCAAUCUUCGAGAUCCUCAUAGGCCAAUUUGCAAGGUUGGUGAUUUGGGUCUCUCAAAAGUGAAAUGUCAGACCCUUAUCUCAGGUGGUGUUCGGGGAACACUACCAUGGAUGGCACCGGAGCUUCUAAAUGGCAGCAGCAAUCUGGUCUCUGAGAAGGUUGAUGUGUUCUCCUUUGGCAUUGUAAUGUGGGAACUUCUUACUGGAGAAGAGCCAUAUGCAGAUUUGCACUAUGGAGCAAUCAUUGGCGGUAUCGUGAGCAACACCUUGAGGCCUCCGGUGCCAGAAACUUGUGAUCCAGAGUGGAGAUCACUGAUGGAGAGAUGCUGGUCAUCAGACCCAUCAGAGAGACCAAGCUUCACAGAGAUUGCAAAUCAAUUACGGUCUAUGGCAGCAAAUCUUCCUCCGAAAGGACAAGCCCAACAACUCUCCCCUACACAACCACAGACACAAAAAUGAUUUCCAGAAAGCAUAUUCUUACAGUAUUCUCAUUUCCUUUGUUCUUUUAUGUCAUUGUACUUUUCUUACAGUUGAAGAGCUAUCCACCUUGCACAAAGGUUACAGGUUAGGUGGACCGAUUUUGAAUAGAUAUUGUAGUUCUCAAAUGUUUGCACCUACGGUUUAUUUGAUAUCAUAUGUAUAAAAUAGUGUGUACAUGACCUUGUUAUUUUGUCCCUUAGCAGAAAAUCUCACUCUUAGACA
Messenger RNA from Nelumbo nucifera (sacred lotus), 4887 nucleotides. RefSeq names its product RAF-like serine/threonine-protein kinase PRAF. Gene Ontology annotation, molecular function: ATP binding; protein kinase activity; protein binding. Gene Ontology annotation, cellular component: cytoplasm. Gene Ontology annotation, biological process: protein phosphorylation; signal transduction. NCBI's taxonomy places the organism in Eukaryota, Viridiplantae, Streptophyta, Magnoliopsida, Proteales, Nelumbonaceae. The record is from RefSeq and is a predicted model, not a curated record.